Messenger RNA from Jatropha curcas, 740 nucleotides. It is a transcript of the gene IAA29, whose product is annotated as indole-3-acetic acid inducible 29. Lineage: Eukaryota; Viridiplantae; Streptophyta; Magnoliopsida; Malpighiales; Euphorbiaceae. The record is from RefSeq and is a predicted model, not a curated record. Gene Ontology annotation, cellular component: nucleus. Gene Ontology annotation, biological process: regulation of DNA-templated transcription.
UUCGUCUGUCUCCUUCUCUCUAUCUGUCUCUCUCUAUUUAUACGCUUCACAGUUUCAAUCGAGUUGACAACUCCAUUCCGUUAAACCCAUUUCUUCUUUUGAUUUAUGGAGCUUCAUUUAGGUCUUUCCCUCUCUACCCAAAAUCCUAUUGAUGCCUGUUCAUUAGAGAUUAGUAAGAAGCGUUGCUUUGAAGAUGCCUUUGUAAAGCUAAAAGACGCUUCAAAAUCUGAAGCUUUGCCUUUGCUUUUAUGGAGUGGACACCCUAAUGACGAAGAUGAUGAGAAUAAUAGAGCAAAUAAGAGAAUCUCUUGUCGCCUUAACAACAAGGGUGAAGAUGAUGAUCAUGUGGUGGGUUGGCCGCCGAUUAAAUCGUGGCGGAAGAAGGCGCUUCACCACCAACAAAGUGGCCGUAUUUUGAAAAAUAGGGUGGCUGGUGGUGGUGGUGGGAAAGAAAAUAACUCUAUUUAUGUGAAGGUGAAAAUGGAAGGAGUGGCAAUAGCAAGAAAAGUCGAUCUUAGGCUUUUCCACUCUUAUCAAACACUUACAAACUCCUUGAUUAGUAUGUUUUCCCAGUGCCAACUUGCAGAGAAAGAUAGUACUCCAAAUAACUACACAUUGACGUACCUAGACAAAGAUGGAGACUGGCUACUUGCAGCAGACGUACCAUGGCAGACUUUCACUGAGUCUGUGCAGCGUCUGGAGUUGCUGAGAAAUGGUCGUUGAAAAUUGCAAUUAUAUAU